GUCAACGACUCAACGUCCUUUCCUAAAAUUGUCGUCUUGCUUAGGAGGGGCAGCCGUGCCCUAAUUCUCUCCCAUUUCGCAACGGAAUUACAAAUCCCAGACCCCAAAAACGAACGCACACAACAUUUAGAACCGAAGCAAAAUAUAAACGGGAAAUAGGUACAAAUAAUCGUUGUUAUUUACAUUGCCUAAUCCUACAUCGUCUGAUUCUUUGGGUGCACAUAUUUGUGCUACUCUUGAUGGGUGCUCCUAAGCAGAAAUGGACCCAAGAAGAGGAAGCUGCACUUAAAGCUGGGGUUAUUAAGCAUGGAGCUGGAAAAUGGCGCACGAUACUCAAAGAUCCAGAAUUUAGUGGUGUCUUGUAUCUGCGUUCAAAUGUAGAUCUCAAGGACAAGUGGAGAAAUAUGAGUGUAAUGGCGAAUGGAUGGGGCUCCAGAGAUAAGGCAAGGUUAGCUGUAAAAAGGGUGCCACAGGUCCCUAAGCAGGAUGAGAACUCCAUAGCUCUCACUACUGUUGUUCAUAGCGAUGAAGAUAUUGUGGAUGCUAAGCCUCUUGUAGAUUCUAAUGAUACACUGAAGGUUCCUGUUCCAAAGAGAUCUAUUGUAAGGUUGGACAAUCUUAUAUUUGAGGCUAUAGUCAAUUUGAAGGAGCCCAGUGGUUCUAAUAAGACAACUAUUGCUACAUACAUUGAGGAACAAUAUUGGGCACCGACAGACUUUAAGAGGUUGUUGUCAGCAAAAUUAAAGUAUUUGACAGCAAAUGGAAAACUGAUUAAGGUUAAACGCAAGUAUAGGAUUGCACCUAGUCCAGCAUUCCCAGAUAGAAGAAGAAAUCCUUCCAUGUUACUCUUGGAUGGAAGGCAGAGGGUUUUUCCAAAAGUUGAAAAGGAUGAUACUCAUAUGCUUACAAAAUCCCAGAUUGAUUUAGAGUUAGAAAAGAUGAGGAAUAUGACUCCACAAGAGGCUGCCGCAGCUGCUGCUCAAGCCGUUGCUGAAGCAGAAGCUGCUAUAGCAGAAGCUGAAGAGGCUGCAAGAGAGGCUGAGGCAGCAGAAGCUGAUGCAGAAGUGGCACAAGCUUUUGCAGCAGCGGCAGUGAAAACUUUGAAAGGAAGAAGCAAUCCGAAAAUGAUAGAAGCUCUGCUAGAUAUUUCCAUAAGCAGGCUUUACAGCAAAAAGGGAGAUAAAUUUAAGAGAAGGACAGAUGUUCCCCACUUACAGAUGUUUGAAAGGAAAGCCGAUCACAAAUUUUCAUAUUUCUAUGUACUUAGUGGCAGCAACUUGUUCUCUCUUUUCUUUCUUUUCUUGAUCCAGGUUUCUCAUCCUACUCUGUUUUUUUAGAAAAUAUAAAUCUCAGAUUGAAAGGAAAAAAGAAACUUCCCUAUCGAAUACCAACAUUCCAUCUUCUUCUGUUUUUGAUCUUGUUUUCUCAAGCUUUUGACUAAUUUACAUUUUCUGAAAGUACAUGCAGAUGAUCCGAGCUUGACCUAAAUUAAUAACUUCGCAAAAUGGCCAGCAAGGAGUGUAAUGAACUGGAGCAUAUUUCUGACCCACAAGAAAGGGUCAGAGUUCUUUUUGUUCGGGAGCUAGAUGCAUGCUUGUCUUCUGCUGACAAAAGCCCGGCGGUGCCUGUAUUUGUAAAUAUGUGAAGGCGAUUCCUUGGCCGGCCUAAUCUGGAUUUACCUUGUCAGGAAAUCCUGUUCAUCCAGUACCUUUUCUUUUGUAGAUUUGUGUUUAUAUUUCCGAAAAUGCUGGUUCUUGGCCAAUAUUUGCCACCUUUUGUGAACUUAGAAAUUGCAGCUAAAUGUAGAAACUAGAGUGCAUAAAAGAAAUUGAAAGAGAUGGAUUUUCUUCUGAUA
Messenger RNA from Carya illinoinensis, 1855 nucleotides. RefSeq names its product telomere repeat-binding factor 1. The record is from RefSeq and is a predicted model, not a curated record. The transcript has 7 exons. Gene Ontology annotation, cellular component: nucleosome. Gene Ontology annotation, biological process: nucleosome assembly. Bases 240 to 1337 code for a protein of 365 amino acids. Gene Ontology annotation, molecular function: double-stranded telomeric DNA binding. Lineage: Eukaryota; Viridiplantae; Streptophyta; Magnoliopsida; Fagales; Juglandaceae.